AUGGAUCAUGGCCGAACAAGAAGAACCCUAGCCAAGGCCAGCCAGCCUUUGAGCGAGAAGGACUCCGCUCUCGUUGGGAUUCUCAAAAGCCGCUUCCGGGAUGCUACUGCACAAUGGCAAGCGGCCGAGACGCCGACUCGGACGGCGUCAACGGGCGCACCGCAGACUGCCAGUCGCCAAUGGACACCACAUACGAUGACGGCGUCUCACAGGGCCCCAAAGGGCAAAGGCAUCUGGCUUUUCCGAACUAUGCCCACUUGGGACGUUCUAGCGCGAACGAGGAGCAGGGCCAGAUUCGAGCAGUGUAUGGAGUAUGACUGGCUAUUUCCUUUACCCCCCUUUCUCUCUGACUCUUGGGCUUUUUUUUUCAGAAUUGCGGGAUGGGUUGGCUGUACCUAUUGCCACGCUCCCACACCCUCGCACGCGGAACGGAAGGCGGCCGGCUGUGCAAUCUGA
Molecule: messenger RNA, 456 nt
Organism: Colletotrichum lupini
Lineage: Eukaryota; Fungi; Ascomycota; Sordariomycetes; Glomerellales; Glomerellaceae
Exons: 1
Coding region: 1-456 (151 amino acids)
Source: RefSeq, a predicted model, not a curated record